AUGACAGCUGUCUUUAGAACACAAGGCAGUUUCUUCGUGAAGCGCUUCUGUGGGAUUGGGGAUUGGGGUUUCGCAGCAGUAGUGAGUGGCUUUAAGAAUUUAAGCCUCAAAGGAGCAGCUGUUACUUGUAACAUCUUCAGCUAUGAUUCAAGUCCUCUAAGCUGCUUGUUCCGCAGUUUCGAUAUAUUAACUGAUUUAUACAUGAUACCUGCACCAUAUUCAGCUAUGAUUCAAAUCCUCUUUGUUGCUAGCUCCACAGUCUCUGCCAGCUCAGAUGAAGAAUUAGAGUUGAGUGACUCUGAGAUUUAUGAGUUCAAAGAGAAGCCUUAUGAAGAAUUACGAACUGGAAAGCUGAGAGUGAAGGGUCCAAAUGGGUCCCUUAGAUGUCCCUUCUGUGCAGGGAAGAAAAAACAAGACUACAAGUACAAGGACCUUCUUCAACAUGCUACAGGGGUUGGCAAAGGUUCUGCCAACCGAAGGGCUAAGCAGAAGGCAAACAAUUUGGCUCUUGCAAAGUAUCUGCAAACAGACCUAGUAAAUGAGGCUGAGCCAAUACCUGCACGUGCUGUGACACCAGAACGUUCAGAACCUGAAAAAACUGAACUGUUCUGUUGGCCUUGGACUGGGGUUGUAGUUAAUGUAUCAAAGGAAGCAGCAAAUGGCAGAUCUCUAGACGACAAGGAGUACUGGUUGAGAAAGUUUUCCAUCUACAUGCCUUUGGAAGUCAAGUUUUUCUAUGAUAACCAAGCUAGGGUCUCUGGAGCUAUUGUGAGGUUCACAAGUGAUUGGACUGGUUUUAAGGGUGCAAUGGAGUUCGAGAAGUCCUUCGAAGCCUCUCGCUGCAGCAAACGAGAAUGGCAAACCGAUAAAAAUUGCCCUGGUCCAUAUAUUUAUGGAUGGGUUGCUCGAGAAGAUGAUUAUGUAGCAGAAGGGGCUGUAGGAGAAUAUCUGCGAGAGAAGGGGGAGUUGAAGACGAUCUCUGACCUAAUUAAUGAAGAAACACAUGAUAAAAAGAAGGUUGUAGCAAAUCUAGCCAAUGAAAUUGACAUGAAAAAUGAAAAUCUGGAUGAGCUACAGACAAGAUUCAAUUUGAAUACACUAUCUCUUAGUCAGAUGCUUGAGGAGAAAGACAUGCUACACCGUGCUUUCUUUGAAGAAUCAAGGAAGAUGCAACGCCUUGCCCGUGAGCAUGUAAAGAAGGUCCUGCUAGAGCAGGAAAUGUUAAGUGUAGAGUUGGAGAGCAAGAAGAAGAAGCUUGAUGCUUGGAGCAGAGAGCUGAAUAAACGUGAGGCCUUAACUGAGCGAGAAAAGCAAAAGCUUGACGAUGAGAAGAAACAGAAUGAUGAGAGAAAUUCAGCACUUCAAAUGGCCUCUGUGGAACAAAGAAAAGCUGAUGAGAAUGUCUUAAGACUGGUUGAAGAACAAAAGAGAGAGAAGGAGGAAGCCUUGAGAAAGAUACUUGAGCUAGAAAGGGAAAUAGAUGCCAGGCAAAAACUGGAAAUGGAAAUAGCAGAACUUAAAGGAAAGCUAGAGGUUAUGAAGCACCUUGGAGGAAAUGAUGAUGCAGCUGUACAAAAUAAGAAUAAGGAGAUGAACCAGGAGCUGAAACAGAAAAUGGAGGAGAUGGAUGAUAUGGAGGCCCUGAACCAGACUCUCCUUGCAAAGGAGCGCCAAAGUAAUGAUGAGUUGCAAGAUGCACGGCGCACCUUAAUUGAUGGAUUGAAAGAGAUAGUGACCAGUGGGCGCUCCCAAAUUGGGAUAAAAAGAAUGGGGGAAAUUGAUGCAAAGGCCUUUCAGAAUGCAUUGAAGCAGAGGUUACCAAGUGCAGAAGCUGAAAUCAAGGCCUUGGAACUGUGUUCCCUGUGGCAGGAAAAUCUAAAAGCCCAAGACUGGCAUCCCUUUAAAACUGUUAUGGUUGAUGAGUCGCAUGUGGAGAGAGUGAUAGAUGAGAAUGAUGAAGCAUUACAAAAGCUGAAGGAGGAAUGGGGGGAUGAAAUCUACAAUGCGGUGACCACAGCUCUGAAGGAGAUAGAGGAAUACAAUCCUAGUGGUAGGUACAUCAUUAAUGAGCUAUGGAAUUUCAAGGAAGGAAGGAAGGCCACGCUGAAGGAAGUUACCAGCUAUAUUUUCAGGCAAUUGAAGACACAUAAGCGCAAGAGGCCAUGAUUGCUUGGUGCUUUUCUGUCUCCCUCUCCCUUCUGAUUGUCAGGUGGAAUCCUGCUUACAAGUACACUUGCUCUUUGUUAGGCAUGCAGAAUAGUAGAUAUUACAUGGUAAAUGUAUAUAUGAAUUUAGAUAUUUUUGCAAGUUUUGCAAGAUGGUUGUCAUCUCUAGCUGCAGAAGUCCAGUUAGCCCUUAUAUUUUUGACUCUGCGGAGUUUAUUCUU
Messenger RNA from Nicotiana attenuata, 2386 nucleotides. Its product is annotated as factor of DNA methylation 1-like. The record is from RefSeq and is a predicted model, not a curated record. The transcript has 9 exons. Gene Ontology annotation, biological process: gene silencing by siRNA-directed DNA methylation. The coding region runs from base 1 to 2166 and encodes 721 amino acids. Lineage: Eukaryota; Viridiplantae; Streptophyta; Magnoliopsida; Solanales; Solanaceae.